Actinia tenebrosa (Australian red waratah sea anemone) is the source of this 1266-nucleotide messenger RNA. RefSeq lists its product as uncharacterized. Lineage: Eukaryota; Metazoa; Cnidaria; Anthozoa; Actiniaria; Actiniidae. The record is from RefSeq and is a predicted model, not a curated record.
GAACUGACAAACUUAACAUGCCUGAGAAACACCUUAUAGAGGAAAUAAAGGAAAUGAAUAAAAAACUUACAGUUUUGAAAGCACAGACAACAGAAAACGAAAAAAUAAAGCUGAGUGGAUAUCGGAAUAGAGGAUACAUAGAAAAGCUCAAUAAAGACAUGGAAGAUCUAAAGCGAGAAAAGGAAGAGGUCGAAAAGAAAAGAGAAUACCUUCAGAAAGUAGUGAAACUGCAAGGAACACUAGAGAAAAGAGAAGGGAAAACAAUACAGUUGAAAGAUCGAAUAGAGGAACUAGAACAAGAGAAUGAGCAAAUAGAAGAAUUAAUAAAAGAAAUAGCAGAUCUCAAUCAAAAAAGGGAUCAGUUGGAAAACGAAAUAAUCAAGCUUAAAAGUGACAUACGUGAGUUGAAGAAAGAGAUCAAAGAAAUGAAAGAAAACCAUGAGAACCACCAAAACAGCAUGAAAGAUGCUAUUGCUAAGAGUGAGGAGAAUAUAAAUAUUUUGAGGUACGAAAUGUCUGUCAAGAUCAGGCAACUAGAAGAUAAUCAUACUAGAGAAAUGGACGAAUUAAACAAUUUCUUCGAAAAUGACGUAGAUAAACUUAAAACGGAACAUUCAAAAAUGGAAAGUAAACUAAAUGAGUAUAAAAAGCAUGUUAGCUACUGUACAGAAGAAAAUCAGCACAUUUUGUACAUUGGGCAACUUUGUUCAAACUUGCAAACAAACUGGUAUCGAUAUGUCAUGCCGAAGCGCUGCCACGUUGAGCAUCGUCCUUAUAAAGUUAAGGACAUUAUAGACGAUAUCGAUGAUAGAGUCCUACUCAGUGAAGAAGAGCAAAACGAUGCCAAGAGGAGGUGGAAAGAGUUGCAAAGUAAAAUAGAUUGGAAGAAGAACAAACGAUCGAUAAAAGCGAUAAAGCGAAUACAACACCAGAGAAACCAAGCCGCGCAUCCCAAAGUCCUUAGUGAAGAAGAAGCAAAAAGUGCGGCCGAGGAGUUAAGAAAACAAGGAAAAUUGAAUGUAAAACCUUCAUUUGAGGAUGUCAUUGAAUUAAUCAAUCUAUGGAAAUCUUCAAUAUCCCUGCACUAAAGACGAUCCGGCUGAUGCAUGUGACCCAGCUCGUAAAACACUUCCAUGUUCCUCGAUCACAGACUCAUUUACUUAGGGUUGGCCUCAUAUCAGCGUUAAAAUAUUCACAUUUCAAAUAGGAAAUGUAAAGAAAAUAAUACACAACUUUAACGGCAAUACCAGCACUUUUAAAAGUUCA